AUGUUCGUCGACAGGUGGCUGCAGAGCUCAAUCAAUGUAGAAUCCGAGUCGGCCAACGACCGCCAGAGGUCACGGUCUAUCUUGCGGUCGCUGUACAAACGCGAGGGCGACCAUCAUCCCGACGAUUGCGCCGAGGAUCUCGGAGACGCGGACGCUGAUAAUUUCCCACAUAUGAUGCAUCUGCAGGCGCGGCUUCUCGAAGGCACGCCGCUCUGCAAGCGCGUGCUGCCGUGGUCUGGGCGGGGCCGCAAUGACAACAAGGGCAUCUGCGACAGGCUGUCUGGGGAGAGCACUACGUUCCUGCCCGAGCCACAGUCCGCACUGCGGACAAGCGCGCCUUCCUCGGCUUGGAACAACGCUGUCUUCAAGAGCAGGAACUCGACCGACCCCAUCACCGCCCGCGCGUGCAACUCGGGCGAUGCCGAGAAGAUGAAGCCCAUGCGCACUUACAAUUUCGCACGCAACGACAUUCCGUCACGGGGGCAGGUUCCGAAGGGCUCGGAGCGCGACCGCUUGCUGCCGACGCACAUGCCGAACAAGUUUCGCGACUCCGUCGACGACCCCACGCCCCCGCGCCCCUUACUCAAGGACCACGGGCUCGAGGCGGAGAUUGGCAGGCCCGAGUUCGCGAUCUGCCACUUGCUCAACUUCCUUGCCAACAGGUCAUCAGCGUCUUCGAGCGAGGGCCUCUCGCUGCACAGGCUGGCAGCGACCGGGGCGAAGACCACGGCGCAUUUGCUCGAGGCGUGGAUGGCCGAGUGGGGCAGGGUGAACGCGAGGUGGAGCAGACUAGGUCGCCCCGGGGCCAAUCUCCUCCAGAUCGGGGCCGCGAAGUCACGCAAGCAGAGAAUGCAGGCGCGCGUGGCCGCGCCCCCCUUCGACGCGUCGCUGCACGACCAGCUGUUCGCGGACGCUGCCACGUUCGGCGACCUCGCGGGACACGCGCACAACGUCUCCCACGACGCUUGCGCCCCCGCCGAGGACGCGCUCGCCAAGCCCGCCGAAGCCGAAGUGCCGAGCCGAUGCUGCCGCUACACUGUCUGCGAGGCAGCCAACUUGACCGCGCUGCGCGCCCGGCGCGACGCGGGGGUUGCCGUCGCGGGCGAGCGGCGCCAGGAGGGGCCGUCUGCGCGCGUGGAUCUCCUGGACCAAGCGGGCAAGGCCAGCGCCAUGAAAGACGGCUUCCUCCGCCCGACCUCCGUGCCAGAGUGCCCAGACAGCCGUGUCCUUCGCCGCGAGUACUACCAGCUCAACAAGAUCGGCCGCGCGUACGAGUCAGGCCCAGGGCUUCAUCAGUCCUGCGCCAGGGAGACGCGAAUCGUGGCGUUCAACGGCCUGGCGGUGGGUGAGUUCGACAUGAUCGCGGCGUUCUACCAGAUAUUCCUGGAGGCGCUGCGCCCGCACGUUCCAGAUGGCGCCGUUGAGCGCGACUUCGGGCGCGGCCAGGAGAUCCUGGCGGCCCAGUGUGACGAGCACAAGAAGGCGAGGAACCGCAAGGUUGCAUCCAUGGAGAAGGUGUUGCUGAAGGCGCAUCCAGGGUCGUCGGCACUGGCGCUGCACCUGCAGACGAUGGCAGACAAAAUCCUCGAGAGCAUGGCCGUUGCUACCAAAGGGCUGAACGCGUGCGUCUUGAGUCUGGUGUUCGGCGGCAUGUACGUGGCCAUGCCUUCCAUGUCCGACAUCGACGGGGUGUUCCAUGCGGUGGCCGACCACGAGAUGGAGAAGUUGCUGGGUAUCGAUUCGGCUGCGGCGGCCAGCGGCGCGCCCGAGGUCGGCGGGCUGCCUUGCACGCAGGAAGAGCAGCGCGGUCGCGAACCGUGCGGCGGGCUGAUCGGCGCUGCGGCGGCCAGCGGGGCGCCAGAGGGCGGCGGGCAGCUAGUCGCACAGGAGGAGCAACGCGACAUCGAGCCUGACACGCAGGAGCCGUCGAUGGCGGGGCGCUGGAAUGAGGGCGACGUGGCCGUCUCCAGUGCGGCCCACGGCGACGCAUGA
Prorocentrum cordatum is the source of this 1992-nucleotide messenger RNA. The record is from the annotation of a GenBank genome assembly. Lineage: Eukaryota; Dinophyceae; Prorocentrales; Prorocentraceae.